Labrus bergylta (ballan wrasse) is the source of this 2364-nucleotide messenger RNA. NCBI's taxonomy places the organism in Eukaryota, Metazoa, Chordata, Actinopteri, Labriformes, Labridae. The record is from RefSeq and is a predicted model, not a curated record.
CUUCACCAUUACGCCUGGCUUUGCAGUUGUUAUUAUGCGUUAGUUUCUGUGUCAUGACUUUAGCUGUAAGUUGUGUUUUCAAACUCCAUAAUGCGGCGUUACAUUCGUGCACUUUUGUUGUGCAUGGUGUUUGCCGUGUUUUCGGGUUUGUAUGUUUACAGUAGGUUGCUUUACUCGGACGUGCCAGUCGGUGGAAACGGACCGAAGAAGGUUUUCAUCCCACCGAGAGUUCCCGGAGGCAGGCGAGGGGCUGCGGACAAAACUGGGCCCCGAAGCUCACACUGGUACAAUAGGUACAUAAUGCGGCAGAAGGGCCAGGUGGAGACAGGUGUCGUUGGCAGCGUCCAGAGCAGACCGGACCCUCCCAUGCACCUGGCCGUUGUGGCCUGUGGCGAGCGGCUGGAGGAGACGCUCACCAUGAUCAAGUCUGCUGUGCUUUUCAGCGUCAAGCAGCUCUCCGUGCACAUCUUCGCAGAGGAUCAGCUGCACGCCCGUUUUAUGGAAGCGCUGGAGUCGUGGCCCGAUUUGAUCCGCUCCAGGUUUAACUACACGGUCUACUCCAUCAGCUUUCCCAGUGAGAAUGCUGUGGAGUGGAAGAAACUCUUCAAACCCUGUGCUUCUCAGAGGCUCUUCUUACCACUGCUCCUAAAGGACGUCGACUCUGUAGUGUAUGUGGACUCUGACAUCCUCUUCCUGCAGCCCGUAGACCGCCUCUGGGCCUUCCUGUCCAGGUUUAACUCCUCCCAGCUGGCGGCCAUGGCCCCGGAGCACGAGGAGCCCCGUAUCGCCUGGUACAACCGCUUCGCCCGCCACCCCUACUACGGCAGGACGGGCAUCAACUCGGGCGUCAUGCUCAUGAACAUGACGAGGAUGAGGAGCAUGUUCUUUAAGAACGAUAUGACAGCUGUGGGGCUGCGUUGGGAGGAGCUGCUGAUGCCUCUACUUCAGAAAUACAAACUCAAUAUAACCUGGGGAGACCAGGACCUUCUUAACAUCAUUUUCCACCACAACUCUGGUAAGGCUGCACACUUUCCCUGUCAGUGGAAUUAUCGUCCAGAUCAUUGUAUCUACGGCAGUAACUGUGCAUCAGCUGAGGAAGACGGCAUUAACAUUCUGCAUGGAAACAGAGGGGUGUACCACGACCAAAAACAGCCCGCCUUCAGGGCCGUUUACGAGGCCAUACAAAAGUACCCUUUCGGUUCAGAUCCAGUGACGUCUCUGCUGGAGCCCCUGGAGGAAGAACUCUUAAAGACGACACACACUUAUUGUGGUAAAGCCCACCCGCUCUUCACUAAGAGACUGGCACACAGCCUGGCCAACGUCAACAGAAAAGCCCCACGUGGACGGUGACACAAAGGAAACGCUAAUGACUGGAAAAGAAGCCAAAAAGAAGAGACUUAUUAUUUAAGUGAGCAGAUGUUGAAAGCUCAAUAAGACAGUCAGGGUUGUCUCAGAGUGAGACUAAUAACCGCUCUGCUCUUUUUAAGUUGCUCUGGAUUAGAGCGUGAUGUAAAUGCCUGAAAUUGACUUUAAAUGCUAUAAAAGCCGAUCGGCGCUGUAGCAAAGUACAGAUUUUUUCGCAGUGGAAAUUAAGUACCACACAUGCACGUAUGGAUUCUUUUCUCCAUGUGCAGACUUUCACAGCAUUAAGUAUCUUUUAUUCUCUUCCUUGUAAUUACUCACUGCUGUCAGAUCUUUGAUGUUUGGAAGAGUAGCUUUUGUCUUUCCAUAUUGGAGAAUUAAUGAAAAAUGCUCUUAUUAAAAAAAGAGACGAGACUCACAUCAGAACUGGACAAAGGCUUUCAGACGGGCCCUAAUGAGGAGAUGGACGCACUGGACCACUUUUUCAACCAUCAGAAACCACUCCAGGACCAACAUGAUGGACGAGAAGUCAGGAACUUUUAAGUGUCAUUUGAUCGUGCAAACAAUUUCUUCAAUAUUUUAUAUACAUAUAAUGUUCUGCAGUUGCAGGGGCUGGGCCUAUAUAACCACUAUCAGAGUCAGAUUGAACAGUGUUUGUCCCAUUAUGUGAUAUAUCUGUGACACAGGUUCUCUUAACCUGAAUUAAAAUCAAAAAAUGAUUGCUCACAUUUGAGAAUAGUUCAUUAUUCUGUCUUCUGUCAGUCUUGAACAUGUGAAUAAGCUAUAAGUUCUGCUAAUGCCAAAGUUUUUCUUCUUUUUUUUUUUCCAAGUGUUGUGUUUUUCCAUUGUUGAAUGUAUUUUGAACACUUCAAAUCGUAUCGGUGUUCAUGUUGGUGUGGUUGUAAUGUGAGGGGACAUCUUUUGUUACAUGUGUACUUGUUGAUACGUUGUGAGAUUGUUGUGUGGUUUCUUAAAAUAAAGUUCAUCUCAUUAUUUUUGGAA